This is a messenger RNA of Cornus florida, 1499 nucleotides long. RefSeq names its product alpha-1,3-arabinosyltransferase XAT3-like. Gene Ontology annotation, molecular function: glycosyltransferase activity. The transcript is spliced from 4 exons. The record is from RefSeq and is a predicted model, not a curated record. NCBI's taxonomy places the organism in Eukaryota, Viridiplantae, Streptophyta, Magnoliopsida, Cornales, Cornaceae. Bases 1 to 1413 code for a protein of 470 amino acids.
AUGACGUACCAGACCAUCUUUGCCAAAAGCUUUAGUCGGCAUGACCAGAAGAGGCUUGGUUGUGGAGCUUUUGUUGGUUGUCUCGUCGUUGCAUUCAGCUUCUGCGCGGUGUUCAAGCCUUAUUUGAGCCCUCUACCUGUUUUGAAUUUGCAGUUGUCAUUGGGCUUUGGACGUUUCAAAAUGUUGUCAAGUAUGGAGAAAUCAAGCAACCAAAGGCAAAUAGACAUCAAAUCCAAGGAAGUCAAACCCAUUUGUGACCUUUCACAGCAAAGGUCUGAUGUUUGUGAAUUGAAUGGAGACAUACGAAUUUCCAUAAAUUCGUCCACUAUUUUUCUUGCCUCAACUCAAAUGAGCAUUUUGAAAGAAACCAGCAACAAUUCAUGGACAAUACGUCCUUAUGCUCGAAAAGGAGACGAAACCGCAAUGGCGGGUGUUACCAAAUUUAAAAUUAAGAUGGAAGAAGCACAUUCCAUUUCCCAAGCGGAUCCACGUUGCAACAGAACUCACAAUGUCACCGGUAUUGUCUUCUCCACCGGGGGUUAUCUCGGUAAUCUUUUCCAUGACUUCUCCGAUGUCUUGAUUCCGCUAUAUCUAACUGCUCGAGAAUUUGAUGGACAAGUACAGUUUCUCGUUGCCAACAAAAAGUCUUGGUGGUUGAUCAAACAUGGAGCUUUAUUACAAAAGUUGUCGAGGUAUGAGAUCAUUGACAUGGACAAAGAUGAUGGAGCAGUGCAUUGCUUCUCAAGAUUGAUUGUCGGCCUUAAACAUCACAAAGAACUCGACAUUGAUCCUUCAAAGAGUCCAUAUUCCAUGAAGCAGUUCACACAUUUUCUAAGAAGUUCUUACUCCUUAAAGAGAGAAACGGCUAUUAAACUAGUAAGAGAUGACAACAACAGUACAAUGAGACCUCGGCUUCUGAUUGUGUCAAGGAAGAGAACCCGGUGUUUUAUGAACGAAGGUGAAAUUGUCAAAAUGAGUAAAAGAUUGGGAUUUGAUGUGACUGUCACAGAGGCAGACUCAAACCUGUCGCGGUUUGCACAACUCGUAAACUCUUGUGAUGUUAUGAUGGGAGUACACGGGGCUGGCAUGACCAACAUGGUUUUCCUUCCUGAAAAUGCAGUUUUGAUACAAGUACUACCCUUGGGAGGAAUGGAAUGGCUUGCUAGAACUUACUUUGGAGAGCCUGCAAAAGAUAUGAACUUAAAGUACUUGGAAUACAAGGUGAGUGAAGAAGAGAGCUCAUUGAUACAACAAUACCCAAUUGACCAUGAAGUUAUUAAGAACCCUCGGGCAAUAAGCAAACAGGGAUGGGGUGCAUUUAGGUCUAUAUAUUUGGAUAAGCAAAAUUUAAAGCUCGAUGUGAAUAAGUUUAGAGCAACAUUGUUGGAAGCCCAGCAACUUCUGCAGAUGUAGAGGUUGACUUGGGCAUGUCAUUUCCAAGCUAUGCAUUAAGUUUUAAUCACAGUAAAAAAAUACCAUCUUUUGUCCCCACGGGCGAC